CAGCACCGACUGUCACUGGCAAACGUCUGACUGUCAAAGGUAACGUCUGACGGUGUCAAAUUUUUCAUUUGUCUACUGUGGGGAUUCUUUCUACGGCGAUUGCCUCAAUUUUCACAUUGUAAAAGCGACGCGCCAGCAAGUGUGACCGAAGCAGGAUGAAUCCGGAAAAGCUGAAGAAAAUGCAGAGCGAGGUGCGCAUCGGCGGCAAGGGCAUGCCCCGCCGCAAGAAGAAGAUCGUCCACACGAGCUCGGCCGUCGACGACAAGAAGCUGCAGCUGUCGCUGAAGAAGCUCGGAGUCAACACGAUCCCCGGCAUCGAGGAGGUGAACAUGAUCAAAAACGACGGCUCGGUGAUCCACUUCAACAACCCAAAGACACAGGCUUCGCUGGGCACCAACACGUUCGCCAUCACCGGCCACAGCGAAACGAAAAUGAUCACGGAAAUGCUGCCCAACAUCAUCUCCCAGCUCGGGCCGGAGGGUCUGAACCAGCUGAAGAAGCUGGCGACGGCGGCCGCCGCCGAAGAGGAUGACGACGUGCCGGAGCUCACCGAGAACUUUGAGGAGGUGUCGAAGAAGGAGGCGGAGACGAAAGAGGCGGCCGCUGCCAGCUCGAAGGCGCCAGAGGUUCCCGCAUCUUCCUAAGUACACAAACUAAAACACACACGCACUCACACACACACACAAACACACUAAAAAGGCUCUGCUCUUACAAGUAAUACAACAACCCCCAUGCUAGAGUUUAACCCCCGUUUUGUUUCUUUUCGCGGGUGUGCGGUGCCACCGGAAACAAGCACCCAAACCUAUUGGAAAUGGCAAGCCGAACGACGUACGUGCGGUAAACAAAACGCAUUACACACCUUUCGCUCAAUAGCGCGAGCAUCAAACUCUGCUACCCUUCGCCCCUCCCGCGCCCACACUCAUCACAAUUUUACGGUGCAAUUCGGCUUGCCGCAGUUCCGCCGGAACCAUCUUCGCAGGGGUGUGCGUGUGUGUGUCUCUGUGUGGGCAUUCUCUUAGCUAGCACCCCCCCCCCCCCUAGCCCCGACAUGCAUUACGCCAGCUUAUAUUUUUUGGAUAGUGUCUCUUCUACAAACCCAUGGUGGUGUAUGGAAUUGCUUUCUUUUGUUGAACAACCAAGUUGUGCGGACCAGUUUCCGCGGCCGAGAAAAAUGUAUGUUCGAAAGUAUGGUGACAUUUUAAGAAUUAAAAACUAAUUGAACCAUCUCCUCCGUCCGUCAUGUGACGCACGCGUGCUUUGAGGUAGGUUUACUGUAA
Messenger RNA from Anopheles gambiae (African malaria mosquito), 1277 nucleotides. RefSeq names its product transcription factor BTF3 homolog 4 (gene bic). Bases 156 to 644 code for a protein of 162 amino acids. Gene Ontology annotation, cellular component: nascent polypeptide-associated complex; cytosol. The transcript has 2 exons. Lineage: Eukaryota; Metazoa; Arthropoda; Insecta; Diptera; Culicidae. The record is from RefSeq and is a predicted model, not a curated record.